AUGAGCGAGGACCAUAUUCAACUUUCCACCAAUGCUCUUAUGGAUUAUUUUGAUGGUAAUACUCAAAUACAAGCAGUAUUACAAGUUACGAUUAAUACGAUUUCGAAGCUAUACAUUGUAGAUCAAAUAAAACUUUUUCCAUUAUGGAAUCUCAAAGUUGUUGACAAUUCACAUGCUGAUGAAGAUAGUUCACUUUGUUAUCGUAUUACAAUAUCUGAAAGAAUAUUAAGCUAUUCAUGCCGGUCUACCAACGGCAUUGUUCCAAAUAAGACUAGUAUUCAUCAAUAUAGCAAUGCACGUGGUCAAGGUGUAGUAUUUUCAUUUGAUUUAAUGGAUAAUACUGCUAAACUACUAGUCACUGCGUUCAACAACGAAUACAACAAGUUGCAUCCUACUAUUCAUAAUGGACAGAUGUAUAUUCUUGCUAAAGACAUUGUAAAACCUGUCACUCGACAAUACAAUAAGUUAUCAUGGAACUAUGAAAUAAUCGUUACUCAAGAAACAAGUAUCAAUCAUAGUGCUACUGAAAAUCAUAUUAAUUCUUCAACUUCUCGACGUAAUUUUCUUCGACUCUGUUAUAUUUCGAAUCAACAUACUGACGCUGUUAUUGAUAAUCUUUAUUUUCAAUUUAUCAUAAUCUCUUAA
Molecule: messenger RNA, 645 nt
Organism: Adineta steineri
Lineage: Eukaryota; Metazoa; Rotifera; Eurotatoria; Adinetida; Adinetidae
Source: the annotation of a GenBank genome assembly